AACUUUCACCUCCCUGGCAGAAGACGUUGAGUACUUGACACGUUACGUGCGUGAUUGUGCGAAAUAUAAAAGCUAUCGCCACGAGACCGUUGCACGUGCUCAAGUAGAUAGUGAUUGCAAGAAAACAAUCAACAUGUUUUCUGCAACCAGUUUGGAAGCGCAGAAGUUGAUUUCUGUGUCGAUAGGGAAAAUGAAUGCCUCUCGAGUUACUCGAACUGGCGCAAGUUUACAUAAAUCACUACUCGUGGCCACAGUGUUACAUAAGGCCCGAAACGUUUAUUUCGAAGAAGAGCGUGAAAGGGUGGCAAAAAUUGCACCUGUAGAGGUUACCGUGACUCCAGUGUGUCACUUAAAUAACCCACAUCUAAAUGUUAACACUCUGAAUUCAAGAGACAAUAAGGAAAAUUCCCGAUCCGAGUGUCGUGAAGAUGAGGUCGCAAUCCCUGAAUGCGUGAGUGAGCAAAGCAAAUUGCCACUUGCUGAAGCAAAUACAGAUUACAAUGUCACGCAUACAACUAACACGACAACUACGGUAACGUCUGUGACGAACUCCUCAACCGUGACAACAACCAGCUUAUCUCAAAGUUCGAGAAAGAGAAGACGAGUGAGUGACCAAGAAACAGCUGCAGCAGUGUCAUCAAUUCUUCCUAAACGCUUACGAUCCGAAUUGAAAGUAGAAUCGUUUGCCAGUAACCGGCCAAUCGAUGCUACUAAAUCGUUUCCAAACGAUGCUCUUCAAGCGUCUAGUAUUGAAUUCAAUAAUAAUGACACUGCGUUGAUGGAAGAGACCUCACUUAUUAAAACAAGCAUAGAAAUCUCCAUCGCAUGCGGGGACCUUCAUUCAAGACUAGAAGCGAAUCCCGAAACUGAAAGUGCUGAGCGACCUGCCGGCUCCUCGGAACGCAAGUCCAGCAGGAGUUCCUCGUCCUCAUCAGAAGACUCGGAUUCUGACGACGAUGCAUCAUCGGACACAUCUAAUAACUGCGAAGAAAUGGAAGUAGAUCAAUUAACAUCCCUCGUUUCCUAUUUUAGUUUUUCACAAUCACAAAAACAGUCGGAGUUUUGUCUGUCUCCGAUUCAUCCAACUGGACCGCACACUGUCGCACUAACAGCGUGAUAGUGUUAAUUAUUGUGAUUUCUCCAAGUGCCUGUCUUGACUGGUAGUUUAAUCGUCGGAACUCGGAAAUGAUGAUGUAUGUCACGCUUCCCAGAUCUAUCAGUUGGCGAAAAUUUCAGUGCUCAAUAUAAAUUCGUGUGUAUAUAAGUCAUCUGUACCUGACUAUAGUUUCCUUGGUUUAAUACUUACUUUUAAUGCUAGUCAAUCACUUUGCAUAAAUGACAGCACAAUACUCAAGUUGAGAUUGAAUUGGAUUUUAAUCAUUUAGCUAUAAUAGAAAAUGCAGUACAUACACCGUAAAAGCCGAAGUGCGUGUAAUCGUGAUCUGAACGCUAUGUUCACGAAAUGUUUUUUGUUGAGUUAUUGAGAUGUUUUUACCUUCCCUUUCAUGGUCAAGGUUUCUAUUCUUCAAUUUUCAGAUAUCUAUUUUUAUUUCUCAAUCGACCAUUUUUUAAUGCAAUUAAUGAAGAUUUUGUGCUGAUGUGAAAUUGAAGUGUCGUUCAGAGAAUGUAUGCCUUGUAGUCUUGUACAGCGAUUUAAAUCUUAGCCUCUAGUUAGAUUUGGGUCAUGUCGGAUCCUAAUCGAAGCGUAUAUUUUUAUAUGAAGAAAUAAUUUAUGUCAAUAAAUGGCAAUCUAAA
Messenger RNA from Hyalella azteca, 1755 nucleotides. RefSeq names its product lisH domain-containing protein C1711.05. NCBI's taxonomy places the organism in Eukaryota, Metazoa, Arthropoda, Malacostraca, Amphipoda, Hyalellidae. The coding region runs from base 134 to 1117 and encodes 327 amino acids. The record is from RefSeq and is a predicted model, not a curated record. The transcript has a single exon.